CUCUCACAUCCACCGGUGUCCGCGCGCUCCGGACCCUUCAGCCUCCCUUUCCUCCUCCUCCCCUUCCUCCCUCCUCUCUCUCCCCUCGCCGCGCAGAGCUCGACGCGCACAGGCACAACAGAUGGUACAGUACCACAGGCUGCAGGAGCGCAAGAAAUUGGCUCAGAAGUACUUUAAUACCUCCGAACUUCGCCGGAACGUUUAGUCUCAGCGGAAGUGGCGGGAUUCUCCGUUGACAAAAGUCGACUUUCCGACCGUCGCUGGACCCCCGCAUUUAGAGGCGCAGUUUGCUGCCAAGGUCGGACGUGGCCAUGCCAUUUGGCUGUUUAACGGUUGGGGAAAAGAAGGAAUACCACAAUCCUUCGGACGUGACGGAUAAAUAUGACCUGGGUCAGAUUGUUAAAUCGGAGGAGUUCUGUGAGAUCUUUAGGGCCAAGGACAAAGCCACCAUGAAAAUGUACACGUGUAAGAAGUUCCUGAAGAAAGACGGGAGGAAAGUCCGGAAGGCUGCCAAAAAUGAGAUCCUCAUCUUGAAGAUGGUGAAGCAUCCCAACAUCCUCCAGCUGGUUGACGUCUUCGAGACCAAAAAGGAGUACUUCCUCUUCCUGGAGCUUGCGACAGGCAGAGAGGUGUUCGACUGGAUCCUGGACCAGGGCUACUACUCGGAGCGGGACACCAGCAACGUGGUGCGGCAGGUCCUGGAGGCCGUGGCCUACCUGCACUCCCUGCACAUCGUUCACAGGAACCUGAAGUUGGAGAACUUGGUGUACUACAACCGUCUAAAGCACUCCAAAAUCGUCAUCAGUGACUUCCACCUGGCCAAGCUGGAGAACGGGCUGAUCAAGGACCCCUGUGGGACACCAGAGUACCUGGCUCCUGAAGUGGUUGGCAGACAGCGGUACGGCCGGCCUGUGGACUGCUGGGCCAUAGGUGUCAUCAUGUACAUCCUUCUGUCAGGCAACCCUCCGUUCUACGACGAAAGCGAUGACGACGAUUACGAAAACCACGACAAGAACCUUUUCCGAAAAAUCCUGGCGGGCGAUUACGAGUUUGACUCUCCGUACUGGGAUGAAAUCUCCGAUUCGGCUAAGAACCUGGUUGCUCGUUUGAUGGAGGUGGAUCAAGACCAGAGGCUGACGGCCCAGGAGGCCAUAAACCAUGAAUGGAUCUCCGGUGGCGCGGCUUCAGAUAAGAACAUCAAGGAAAACGUGUGUGCACAGAUAGAAAAGAACUUUGCCAGAGCUAAAUGGAAGAAAGCUGUGCGAGUCACCACCAUCAUGAAGAGACUAAGAGCGCCUGAGCAGAGCGACUCGAAGCCCGCCGUCCCCGCAGCAGCUGCUGACCCCACGGCUCCCCAGGCCUCCGCCAAUCCCUCAGCGCCUCCGUCUGCGGCUGGGCCCGAUGGCGCUCCUGACGUCGCCGGAGAGGAGAAGAGCCAGCAGGCGGCGGGGGCCCCAGCCGAGGAGCCGCAGCCGCAGGCGGCCGAGCCCACGUCACGCUGCAACGGCGAAGCUUCCGCUGCGCUUCACACGGCGGGCAAGGCAACGGAUGAGCAGGGUUAAAGCCCUGCCCACACCGCCCCCCCCACGGUACCCUCCCGGUGCGAACUCUCCUCCUGCACACUGUACAUUAGCUGCUAGCAUGGUGACACUGACUCUGCUUCUUCCUCACUUGCAGCAUUAGCAUCAUCUCAUGAAGGCUGUGUGCUGCCUUCCCUGAGCGCUGCCUUUCUGUUUUUUCUAACCCGCAUAGCUCUUUCUUGUUAAAUAAUCAAAUCUGUCUCAAACUUGAGCUUUGGAGUCAAACGGGUUCAACUGUCAAGCCAUUGGCUCACACCUAAAGCCUGCCAUUACAAACCGUAUUGAGUGUAAAUAAAUGAGUGACAUUGUACUAAAACUGAUUUUGAUUAGCGCUUAAUAAGCCAACAAGGGGGAAAUUGCAGAAAUGGUCCCCUGUAGGCCACCGUACUAAUCAACAACACACAUGGAGGAAGGUACUGCGCCUGGAAAAACAUUCAUACCCUCGAACCGUUCCAGGUCCUCAUCAUCACAAACUGCAGUGGAUUUUAUUUGAUAAAUGAGAGUGAAAUAAUGCAUUACUAAGUGAUUAUGGCUUUCAAAAUAUCUACAUUGAAAAUCUGCUAAAGCUCAGUCAGACUGACUAGAGAGCAUCUGUCAACAUUCAGUUCAGCUGAUUCUUAAUUGAAUUCAGGUUUGUACUUUGACUAGACCAUUCAAGCACAUGGAUAUACUUUGUUCUGAACUACUCUCUCGUAAGUCUGACUAUGUUGAGGGUCUUUUUUUCUGCUGAAACUUGAAUUUGGCUGCAGUUUUAAACCUUGUGUAGCCUAAACUUUCUAUUGAUGAUGUAAUCUUCUCCAUAAAAUCCCAUACAAAAUCCCAACUGAAUGAGUUUGUGUUUGUAUGGAGCUAUAUUGGGGCCAUAAAGUUGGUUUAAAAAUAUAUAAUAAUAAUAAUUGAA
Poecilia reticulata (guppy) is the source of this 2481-nucleotide messenger RNA. Its product is annotated as caM kinase-like vesicle-associated protein. Gene Ontology annotation, molecular function: ATP binding; protein kinase activity. Gene Ontology annotation, biological process: protein phosphorylation. Lineage: Eukaryota; Metazoa; Chordata; Actinopteri; Cyprinodontiformes; Poeciliidae. The record is from RefSeq and is a predicted model, not a curated record.